Kockovaella imperatae is the source of this 509-nucleotide messenger RNA. RefSeq names its product DUF423-domain-containing protein. Lineage: Eukaryota; Fungi; Basidiomycota; Tremellomycetes; Tremellales; Cuniculitremaceae. Bases 82 to 438 code for a protein of 118 amino acids. The record is from RefSeq and is a predicted model, not a curated record. The transcript has 2 exons.
CGCUUCGCGAAUCACGGCCUGAUCGAUCAUCUCCCAAGCUUGCAGACAAUCACCUAACCCGCGACAACACAUCGACUCACUAUGAAUGCGACAAACGUGUGGAAGUCUGGAGCACUGCUCACUGCAGUGGGUAUGUCCUGUGGUGCAUUCGGAUCCCACGGUCUGCGAUCCCGUCAGCCACCGUUGUCUGAACGAUCCAUCUCAAACUGGAGUACAGCAUCGAAUUACCUCAUCUACAAUGGUCUCGCUCUCCUUGCCAUCUCUUUCCACCCUGCCCUCAGCUUGUCUCGUCGUGCUCGAAUCGCUACUGGGAUGAUUGCUUCUGGAGCUAUGGUCUUCAGUGGGAGCAUCUUCGGUCUAGUGCUGGGCAAAGAUGUUUGGAAAAAGGUGCUAGGGCCAUUGACCCCGUUGGGAGGCGUGGCUAUGAUUGGAGGGUGAGUGAGGGUCGAGCCCACAGUCAAGUAGUACCCUUUUCGAAUACUGUCGCAGUCGGUGGUCGAUCUGUUUCG